This is a messenger RNA of Entrophospora candida, 395 nucleotides long. NCBI's taxonomy places the organism in Eukaryota, Fungi, Glomeromycota, Glomeromycetes, Entrophosporales, Entrophosporaceae. The record is from the annotation of a GenBank genome assembly.
UAAACUCGAAUAGGAUUCAAGAAGAAGUAGACUCUCUCAAAGAAACAAUCCAGGAAGUUCUUAGCAAUGAAUUUCCGGUAAAAGCAUUAUAUGAUACCGUAUCGGUUUGUAGCCAACCAGAAGAUAUCUUGACGAUUCAUUACAUAAAAUUAACUCCUGACCCACCACAAAAAGGACAAGAAUUACGUAUUCAAGGCUCUGGCUAUUUCAAAGAAACCGUUGGUGAAGGUGGUUAUGUUGACGUGGUAGUUAAAUAUGGAAUAGUGACGAUUUAUUCAAAACGUCUUGAUUUAUGCGAACAAGCUCCCGAGGUUGAUGAAAGUUGUCCUGUUAUGAAGGGAAAUCAUACAGUUGACAAAGUGGCACAAUUACCUGGAAAUAUUUUUCCCUUAUAA